Messenger RNA from Rhipicephalus microplus (southern cattle tick), 974 nucleotides. RefSeq lists its product as uncharacterized. Lineage: Eukaryota; Metazoa; Arthropoda; Arachnida; Ixodida; Ixodidae. The record is from RefSeq and is a predicted model, not a curated record.
AAGCCUCGCCUCUGCAUCGGACCAACCCAGUCUUACUUCGUCCUGGUUCUUGUGAUCGUCGAAGAAUCUCAACCUUGCAGUGGAUCUAACCAGCCUCCUGCGAUCAUCAUGAACGCCGUUCUCUCCACCGUUCUAUUCGCGCUGUUCUCGGCCGCCUCCGCUGGCUUCAUCGGGGGCUACAGUGGCUACGGCGGUGGUCUUGGUGCCAUCAGUGGUGGUGCUGGCUACGCUGGCGGCUACGGCGCUGGUAUCGGAGGCGCUGUUGCUGCUGCUCCAGUUGCUGUCGCAGCCGCUCCAGCUGUUUCAGUGCGCAGCACGUCCUAUGGCAACAGUGCGGGAGGCGCCGCCAUUCUUUCCGGGGGCGCGGCUGGUGGUCUCGCCGGCAGUAGCGUCGGUCUAUUCUCUGGGGCCGGCCUCGGCUACGGUGGAGGACUCGGUCUCGGUGGUCUCGGAGGCGGUGCUGGAUACGGCGUCGCCGUUGCUCGUCCCGCCAUCGCCGUUGCUCGUCCCGCCAUCGCUGUAGCUCCAGCCGUGGCUGUGGCUCGUCCUGUGGCAGUGGCUCGUCCAGUGGCUGUGGCUCGUCCAGUGGCCGUGGCUCGUCCCAUCGCCGUUGCUGCCCCGGCUGUGGCUACUGUUGCUGCUGCCCCGGCUGUGGCUACCGUUGCUGCUGCCCCGGCUGUGGCUACCGUUGCUGCGGCGCCAGCUGUUGCCGUCGGAGGUGGUCUUGGUGGCCUGGGUCUUGUGGGCGGUGGCUACGGUGCAUACGGUGCUGGAUACGGUCUCGGCUAUGGCGCUGGUCUCACUAGGCUCGCUGUUGUUGGAGGUCACGGCGGCUAUGGGGGUGCCUACGGUGGCGGAUACGGAUUUGGCCAUGGCGCUGGCCUCGGCAGGCUCGGAGUUACUUAUGGCCAUGCCGCCAAGUGGUGAAUGCCGGCUCCCUCCGAGUGUCCUCGGACGCUGCAACAACAUGCACC